Molecule: messenger RNA, 1326 nt
Organism: Delphinapterus leucas (beluga whale)
Lineage: Eukaryota; Metazoa; Chordata; Mammalia; Artiodactyla; Monodontidae
Gene: PGAM2
Product: phosphoglycerate mutase 2
Biological process (GO): glycolytic process
Molecular function (GO): intramolecular phosphotransferase activity
Source: RefSeq, a predicted model, not a curated record
CACGUGGGGACUGGUGGCUGAUGAGGCCCUUUUUCCAGUCCAGCGCUCGGCCUGCCUUCCACUCAGCUCUGCUGCCGGCCACCUGCUGCCGCCCGUCAGGCCUGGAAUGCUGACUGGCAGUUGGCUGGGGCGGGGGCUGGGGAUCGUUAUAAAGCUGGGGGCGCCUGGGGGUCACCUGUCCCUGUCUGCAGCCCGCGAGUGCCCUCCGCCGCCACCAUGCCCACCCACCGCCUCGUGAUGGUUCGGCACGGCGAGAGCACCUGGAACCAGGAGAACCGCUUCUGCGGCUGGUUCGAUGCGGAGCUGAGCGAGAAGGGGGCUGAGGAGGCCAAGAGGGGGGCCCAUGCCAUCAAGGACGUGAAGAUGGAAUUUGACAUUUGCUACACGUCGGUGCUGAAGAGGGCCAUACACACCCUCUGGACCAUCCUGGACACAACGGACCAGAUGUGGCUGCCUGUGGUGCGCACCUGGCGCCUUAAUGAGCGGCACUACGGGGGUCUCACUGGCCUCAACAAGGCAGAGACGGCCGCCAAGCACGGGGAGGAGCAGGUGAAGAUCUGGAGGCGCUCCUUUGACAUACCUCCACCCCCCAUGGAUGAGAAGCACCCCUACUACAACUCCAUCAGCAAGGUGAGCGGCUGGGGUGCGGGCCUGGGGGGGAGGUCUGGGGACAGGGGCCCAGGCUGGGGGGCGGGGGGCUGUCUGGGGAGUGAACAGCAGCACGGAUGCCCCCAGGCACGUCGCUAUGCAGGCCUGAAGCCAGGGGAGCUGCCCACGCAUGAGAGCCUCAAGGACACCAUCGGCCGGGCUCUGCCCUUCUGGAAUGAUGAGAUCGUCCCCCAGAUCAAGGCUGGCAAGAGAGUGCUCAUUGCAGCCCACGGGAACAGUCUGCGGGGCAUCGUCAAGCACCUGGAAGGGAUGUCGGACCAGGCCAUCAUGGAGCUGAACCUGCCCACGGGGAUCCCCAUCGUGUAUGAGCUGGACCAGGCACUGAAGCCCACCAAGCCCAUGCGGUUCCUGGGUGACGAGGAGACCGUGCGCAAAGCCAUGGAAGCUGUGGCUGCCCAGGGCAAGGCCAAGUGAAGGGUGGGCUCUGGCAAUAAAGGCACGUCCUCUCACUGCCUCAGGCCAGUGUGGCCCCAGGACGCCCGCCCCCCAGUGCUCACUCAGGGCUCGUUCCGUGGGCCUGGAGCCCGGGAUUCCACACACACAGCCCCGGACCCCCGCUGCCUGCCCAAGCCUCCCCCACUGGGUGCGGGGACCCCGGGAACACGGAGGCCAAGAGCCUCCCUAUCCCCGGCUAUCGAGUGGCUCCUGACAAGCCCC